CCACCAAACACUUUUAACAUCAAACAUCAUGUGGUAUGAUAAAUUAUUCACCGAGAGAUGGGUCUCAAAUGCGACGCGAUUUUCCCUUAUACUGUACGUAGGCGUAAUACUCUGUGCGAUUCUACAAGUCCCAGAACAGGCAUACAUCGAUCCUACACACACAGUGUACAGACGUGAUGCUGUCAGUCUCAGCAGAAAAGAUGACGUGAAAACUGUGCAACAGGUAGACCCCGCGCAAGGGAGAUCAAUACGAAAUACGGCAGCAGAAUUCUUCGAAGAGUUCCUUACGCGUCCAGGACCUGAUGUCGCACUCAAAGCCCUAGCAAAGCGCAUAGGAAUGCGCCCAUACGUAUACCCGUUACACUCAAGUCUGUCGAAAGAUUUAAUAGCGAGUGUAAAAUAUAAGAUGAAAGGCGAAAUCGAGGCCGAUAGAGAUAGCGCCAACGAGAUGGCCACACGGGGUAGAGACCCGGACACAUACGACUGCAAGUCUUCCGCGUACUCGCUGGAAUAUUCGUUUCCAAGGAUACUACGAAGGAAAAAACUUGCUACUGCUCCGCGGCCGAAUGCGUAUAUUGUGCCCUUCUUAUCAUGGUGCGAGAUGCUACGUCUGGAUAUCCAUCGCGACAGGCGGAUACGAAAAGUUCAAAAGUAUCAUGAUGUCGUUUUACAAGACAUACGACAACGUAACUUUUUUGAUAUGAAUAGCGGGACAGACCACAUUUUCUUGGCGACCCCAGAAUAUGGGUCCUUACUGUACGGCAGCAAGAAUUCAGAAUUGAUGAAGAACGCUGUGUUCAUGGUGCACAACGCCGAGAGGUCUUCCCACUGGUAUCGGAAUCACAGACUAUGUGUCGUAGCGCCAGAUAUUGCCACAACCGGGAUACGUCCGUUAUACAAUUACACGGUCGAAGAGCAAUCUGCCAUCCAGAGUAACCGCACAACGCUGGCUUACUUCUGGGGUGAUAUCCCUAAUGACGACAUACGCGAUAGGGAUGGCUUGACCUAUUCCAAGGGUGUGCGACAGUAUAUAAAAGCGUCUUUCUCGCAACAUCCCGACUUUAAGAUAUCCAAUUUCACAUCGGAAACCGUGAGUGGCGAUAUGCUCUCAUCAGUGUUUUGUGUGGCCCCGGAGGGAUUUCAUGCAUGGUCGGCAGUUCCGUACUAUGCAAUGAUACUUGGUUGUAUCCCUGUUGUCAUAUCAGACGAGCUGGUACUGCCGUAUGAGUGGGCCGUUGACUAUAGCAAGUUCAUUGUACGAAUAUCGCCCGGGAAAAUACGUCAUAUCCACGAGAUACUGAAGCAGUACUCAACCAAGGAUGUACAAAAAAUGCAACACGAACUGUUGCGAAACUGGAGACUUUUUUGGCACGGUGUUGGAGGACUUGGGCACCAGGCCUCCCUAGUCGCCUUGGGUGUGCAGAUGAAUCUGAUUGAUGUGAAGCGAUAGCAAAUGUUCCCCUGUAGCCCACUUCAUCGUUGCCGCCCAUGUAGCGCCCCAAUCAGCAUCUAUCGGUACUCUCUAUAUGAUACUUCAAGAAGACCAGCUAUGUUUCAUUGGUUUAUGAUCUGGCCCGUGUGCGUCGUAGAGUGACCGGGCUGUAUGGCGCAAACUUGGAACUCUAUGAACAGAACGUGUCACACUUUGUGUACGUGAAGCAGCCAAAAACAAAAAUACCUUGUCGAGAGGAUAAAAAGUGCCGACUUAGCAAAGCUCGCAUCAAGUCUACGUGCACUGGUUCAUUCUAAAUAUAGAUUGGGAGUGCGCGGAGCUUGCUUGCCGUACUGUGUCAGUACAGUAACAAGCGAAGUAACGUAUUUACUUCGUCUGCAGUCAGUCACACAUGCACACACGGCAUCACGCCUCACCAG
Sphaeroforma arctica JP610 is the source of this 1872-nucleotide messenger RNA. RefSeq lists its product as hypothetical. Gene Ontology annotation, molecular function: glycosyltransferase activity. NCBI's taxonomy places the organism in Eukaryota, Ichthyosporea, Ichthyophonida. The coding region runs from base 29 to 1450 and encodes 473 amino acids. The record is from RefSeq and is a predicted model, not a curated record. The transcript has 9 exons.